Messenger RNA from Fukomys damarensis (Damara mole-rat), 6943 nucleotides. RefSeq names its product U2 snRNP associated SURP domain containing (gene U2surp). The transcript is spliced from 28 exons. The record is from RefSeq and is a predicted model, not a curated record. Bases 85 to 3174 code for a protein of 1029 amino acids. Gene Ontology annotation, molecular function: RNA binding. Gene Ontology annotation, biological process: RNA processing. Lineage: Eukaryota; Metazoa; Chordata; Mammalia; Rodentia; Bathyergidae. Gene Ontology annotation, cellular component: nucleus.
UCUGGCGGGCUCCGCUGAGAUCCACUGUUCGGUGUUCGACUCGCCCGUGCUGCUGCUGCCGCCGAAGGAGGGGCGAAGCUCAAGAUGGCGGACAAAACGCCAGGCGGAUCUCAGAAGGCCAGUUCGAAGACUAGAUCAUCAGAUGUUCAUUCAUCUGGAUCUUCAGAUGCACAUAUGGAUGCAUCUGGACCUUCAGAUAGUGAUAUGCCAAGUCGGACACGACCUAAGAGCCCAAGAAAACAUAAUUAUAGGAAUGAAAAUACCCGUGAAAACCUUUGUGAUUCUCCUCAUCAGAAUCUUUCAAGACCUCUUCUGGAAAACAAACUUAAAGCAUUCAGUAUUGGAAAAAUGAGUACAGCUAAACGAACACUAAGUAAGAAGGAACAGGAGGAGUUAAAGAAAAAGGAAGAUGAAAAGGCAGCUGCUGAGAUUUAUGAGGAAUUUCUUGCUGCUUUUGAAGGAAGUGAUGGUAAUAAAGUAAAAACUUUUGUGAGAGGAGGUGUUGUUAAUGCAGCUAAAGAAGAACAUGAAACAGAUGAAAAAAGAGGUAAAAUCUAUAAGCCGUCUUCAAGAUUUGCAGAUCAAAAAAAUCCUCCAAAUCAGUCAUCCAAUGAAAGACCACCAUCUCUUCUGGUGAUAGAAACCAAAAAACCUCCAUUGAAGAAAGGAGAGAAGGAAAAGAAAAAAAGCAAUUUGGAACUCUUCAAAGAAGAAUUAAAACAAAUUCAAGAAGAGCGUGAUGAGAGACAUAAAACAAAAGGCAGGUUAAGUCGAUUUGAACCUCCUCAGUCAGAUUCUGAUGGUCAGCGUCGUUCUAUGGAUGCACCUUCAAGAAGAAAUAGAUCAUCCGGUGUUCUAGAUGAUUAUGCACCUGGCUCACAUGAUGUAGGAGAUCCAAGUACUACUAAUUUAUACCUUGGAAACAUUAAUCCACAGAUGAAUGAAGAAAUGCUGUGCCAAGAAUUUGGAAGAUUUGGGCCAUUGGCUAGUGUGAAAAUUAUGUGGCCUAGAACUGAUGAAGAAAGAGCGAGAGAGAGAAAUUGUGGCUUUGUCGCCUUUAUGAAUAGACGAGAUGCUGAAAGAGCUUUAAAAAAUUUAAAUGGAAAAAUGAUUAUGUCUUUUGAAAUGAAGUUAGGUUGGGGUAAAGCCGUACCGAUUCCUCCACAUCCAAUAUACAUUCCUCCUUCUAUGAUGGAACAUACGCUUCCUCCACCUCCAUCCGGACUGCCUUUUAAUGCGCAGCCUAGAGAGCGGUUAAAAAACCCCAAUGCUCCCAUGUUACCACCGCCUAAAAACAAGGAGGAUUUUGAGAAGACUCUGUCGCAAGCCAUAGUCAAAGUGGUUAUCCCAACAGAAAGGAAUUUGCUCGCCCUGAUACAUCGAAUGAUAGAGUUUGUUGUACGUGAAGGGCCGAUGUUUGAAGCUAUGAUUAUGAACAGAGAAAUCAACAAUCCUAUGUUCAGGUUCUUAUUUGAAAACCAGACACCAGCCCAUGUUUACUACAGGUGGAAGCUUUAUUCUAUUCUGCAAGGAGAUUCUCCAACUAAAUGGCGGACAGAGGAUUUUCGUAUGUUCAAAAAUGGAUCUUUUUGGAGGCCACCACCGUUAAAUCCAUACCUUCAUGGAAUGUCAGAAGAACAGGAAACAGAAGCUUUUGUAGAGGAGCCUAGUAAAAAAGGAGCACUUAAGGAAGAACAGAGGGACAAAUUAGAAGAAAUCUUGCGAGGAUUGACUCCAAGGAAAAAUGAUAUUGGAGAUGCAAUGGUUUUCUGUCUUAAUAAUGCUGAAGCAGCUGAAGAAAUAGUAGAUUGUAUUACUGAGUCAUUGUCCAUCUUAAAGACACCUCUUCCUAAAAAGAUUGCCAGGUUAUAUUUGGUUUCUGAUGUUUUGUACAACUCUUCAGCCAAAGUUGCCAAUGCUUCAUAUUAUAGAAAAUUUUUUGAAACAAAGUUAUGUCAAAUAUUUUCUGACCUCAAUGCUACCUAUCGUACAAUUCAAGGCCAUUUACAAUCUGAAAAUUUUAAGCAACGGGUAAUGACCUGCUUCAGAGCCUGGGAAGAUUGGGCAAUUUAUCCAGAACCAUUUUUGAUCAAACUACAAAAUAUUUUCUUAGGACUUGUAAAUAUUAUUGAAGAAAAGGAAACAGAGGAUGUACCAGAUGAUCUCGAUGGUGCGCCCAUUGAGGAAGAGCUUGAUGGUGCACCUCUGGAGGAUGUGGAUGGAAUUCCCAUUGACGCUACUCCCAUUGAUGAUCUCGAUGGAGUUCCUAUAAAAAGUCUUGAUGAUGAUCUGGAUGGAGUGCCUUUGGAUGCAACUGAAGACUCAAAGAAGAAUGAGCCUAUAUUUAAAGUUGCUCCAUCAAAAUGGGAAGCUGUAGAUGAAUCUGAAUUGGAAGCACAGGCUGUAACAACUUCUAAGUGGGAGUUAUUUGACCAGCAUGAAGAAUCAGAAGAAGAAGAAAAUCAAAAUCAAGAAGAAGAAAGUGAAGAUGAAGAAGAUACUCAAAGUUCUAAAUCUGAAGAACAUCAUUUAUACUCUAAUCCAAUUAAAGAAGAAAUGACUGAGUCCAAGUUCUCUAAGUAUUCAGAAAUGAGUGAGGAAAAACGAGCAAAACUUCGUGAAAUUGAGCUCAAAGUUAUGAAGUUUCAGGAUGAAUUGGAAUCUGGAAAAAGACCUAAAAAACCAGGCCAAAGUUUCCAAGAGCAAGUUGAACACUACAGAGAUAAACUUCUUCAACGAGAAAAAGAGAAAGAAUUAGAAAGAGAACGAGAAAGAGAUAAGAAAGAUAAAGAAAAAUUGGAAUCUCGAUCAAAAGACAAGAAGGAGAAAGAUGAGUGUACUCCAACAAGAAAGGAAAGGAAAAGACGGCACAGUACAUCCCCCAGCCCAUCUCGUAGUAGCAGUGGUAGACGAGUGAAAUCACCAUCACCAAAAUCGGAGCGAUCAGAGCGUUCAGAAAGAUCUCAUAAAGAAAGCUCACGGUCCAGGUCAUCUCAUAAAGAUUCUCCUAGAGAUGUUAGCAAAAAAGCCAAAAGAUCACCGUCUGGUUCAAGGACGCCUAAGAGGUCUAGGCGGUCACGGUCUAGAUCCCCUAAAAAAUCAGGGAAGAAAUCCAGAUCCCAGUCUAGAUCACCACACAGGUCUCAUAAAAAGUCAAAGAAAAACAAACACUGACAUCCAUUUUUAAGAUGCUGUCUCUUAUUGGAAAUGCGAUUUUGUUUGUGCCUGAUGGUAUGUUUUUUAAAAAAACAAAACCAAAAAAAUCAAAUGAAAGAGCAUUCCUGGUUUUUUUGUUUGUUUGUUGGUGAAUGCAUGUGUAAACUCAUGAGUAACUGCAUCUGUAGACCUGUCAUUGUUUUAUAUUGUAUAAAUUACUUUCAUUGUGGCUGUUUCUCAAGAUGAAAUUUUUACUGUGUUAAUGAAUUUCAUCAGAAAUGUGUAUAAUGGAUCUGCUGGCAGUAGUAGUAUUUUGUUUUAGGAUAUUGUGACUUAGCAAAGAUAAUACAGAUGUCUUUCCCCCUUUUGUAGCUUUGACAGUUUGAAUUAGAUUUCAAAUAAAAUCUGAACAGAAAACUAUAAUGUUGUUGUUUUGCCCAGUUGAUGAUAAAAGUCCCUUGAAGUCCUACUAAGUGAAUUUGAUGUUACUGUUAUGUUUCUUAUAAUGCACUUUAUAAUCUCCAAUGUUUAAGUAGCUAAAGUUUUAUAUUUACAAAAAUGACUAUUGAAAUUAAGGGACCUGAGAUUCCUACUUGGUAGAUUUGGUAAUCAAUUUCUUCGAAAAUGUUUUCUUGGAUAAUACCAGUAUUUAGAGAUCAAAAGACUUAAGUGGAUGUGGCGUGGUGUUUUGUUCAUAGAAUGCAUCUAAAACAUUUUUUUCCCCAAGAAGCAAUAUGGUUUCAAUAUACUUUACCCAUGUCCUGAGUAACUACUUAUUUUUAGGAGAAAAAUCUCUAUCUUUUGACUUUAUCAUGAAAGAAGUUUAUUUAUAAAAAAAACUUUUCUAACAAGAUUUAGCCGUCAAAUUCUUUUAUAUGAUAGCUGCUCUUUUAUAAUGUUCUGUAGACUGUUUCAAACACUGGUAUCAGAAUAUUUCUACAAAUUUAUGUUUAGAACACCUUUUUUUAAAAAAUAUGGUUUUAGGUCUAGUUUCAAGUAAAGUUAAAAAAUAAAAUGGUUUUUAGGAAAUUUAACAUCAGAUGGUUUGUAAAUUUAGGUACAGAAAGUUGAUAUGGACCAUUUACAGAGUUGAAUUCUAUUAUGAGAAUAAAAUUGCUGCAGUCUGAGGAAACGAGGAAACUUGUGUAAUGUUGAUAAUAUUGCUAUAAAUAUAAUAAAGGGUUGCAGAGAAUUGAACUGACACUAUUUGUCAAUCUUUUAGUUUUUCAUUUAGGCCCUUCAUGUUUUUCCCCCUCUAGUAGAGAAAGUAGAAAACUAUUUUAAUAACAGAUUGUUUUGAUUUCCCUUGCUUAAAUAUCUUUUCAACUUGUUUUACUUAACCUUGUCUAAUCAGAAAAUAAGAUAUUAUGUACAUAUGAUUUGAGAAAUAGCUAUAUUAAUUGAGCAGUGUGGCAUGCUACUUCCUAACUGGGCAAAUGUAUAGUAGCUUUGGAAAUUAGCCAGUCAUCUUAUCUUACAUAAUGCUUCUUAGAAGCAAGUAUUGUUUGGAAGUUAUUCCCUUAUCAUUCACUCUUUUGUUUAUCUAUUUUGUUAGGAAAUGUUAAUUCCUAAAAGUUGCCCAGAAUAACUAAUGUGAACAUUCGGUGCUAAUGUUUUGAAACCUAGAAUUGUGGUCAUUUAAAAAAAUAUGUUUUUCUCUACUGCUCAUUGCCAGGAAUCUACCUUUCUUUGCAGUAAUAAUAGUAUUGAAUUGCUGGUGAUUUUGGCAUUGCCAAUUCACUAGUAUCUUGUAUAGUCUUAGAAAUAAUUGGCCAAGUAAUAAUUUUUUUCUAGUCAAGUUACAAGGAAUGUUUAUAUCUUUUUCUCUUUAAAAAAAAAUUAUCCCAGAGCAGGAGGAAGUAAAAACUAUUAGGUUGAUUUUUGGGUGCUUUUUAUAGUACUGUAUUUUUCCUACUGUAUUGGAAGGGAGCAGUUUUCUUUAUCUGGUUCAUAUAUAACUGUUGUAGGUUAUAUUACCUUGGAUAGAACUGGCUUCUUUGUAGGUGAGUGGGGAUUGCUUAGGCCAAAAAAAUAAUAUAUUCUGUUAGAUUUGUUAAUGUAAGUAUUUGAUUUUGUUUUCCUGAAUUACAAUAGCAUUGUUUGAUUUUUUUUCCAGUUUUAUGAUGAGGAAGCAUGUAGAGUAAGUUAAUUCCCCAUAGAUGCUAUGGAAGUUUUUAUGGGAUCAGAAAUUGGUGAUUGUAAGGAAGAAGAUAUUGUACCAUAUUUUUACAAUAGUUUAUUAAUUAUUUCUUAUCUAAAGAACAUUCUUACAUAAGAUAAUUACUAGCUAACCAAAAUGUUUAUGGUCUUCUAGUUAUAGGAGAAAGACUGUUCUAGCUGUGUAAGAAAUGUUUAUUGUCCUUUACCACCACUACACAUAAGAGAAAAUCUUCCAUUGUGUACCCUUAUAAAGAAUGUAGUUUAAAUUCUUUACUUUCUAGCCUGGCAUUUAUACACAGGGAUUCUUACCAGGUUGAUGCCAUUUAAACUUGGCCUCUCUUCUACACGUGAGAGUUAAGUGUUGGUCUUUUUUUUUUUUAACAGCCAGAGAUCUGUAAUUGGAAAAAAUCAUGUUGGUUAAUCUUUUCUUUGAUACUGUAUAUUUUAAGACUUUUAGUAAGCAUAUGGGAAUCUCUGAACUGUAGCAUGUUGAAAAGUUAAGAUAUUAAAGAACUAACACAAAACAAAAAGCCCUGGUCCAAAAGAAUGCUUUUAUUUGGUUCAGAAUGUUCUUGGCUUUUCUGCUAAAGUUUACAGAAAUUAUACUGACCUAAUUUUUCUUUAUUGUACACCAUUUUAUAUGCUUCCCUGAGACUUUUUCCCCCAGUUAAAGAAUCUUGAAGGAAAUAUUUAUAAUUUAUGUAUUCCCCCAAACUUUGAUAUUCUUGAGUACUUGAAAAGAGAUUUUGAUCAGGAUCAUUUUAUUAGAAAUAUUCUGUAUACACUUACCUUCAUGGUGUUAUAAGUUCUGAAAAGUUAUAUGGCUAUGAUAGUAACGUUAUUUUUAAAAAGUAAAUAUAAAUUUAUGGCUAAAAAUGACCUAAAGUAGAUGACCGCAACAGUGAUUUCUUUAGCUGAGAAAAUUGUUUUUGAAAAUAAUUAGUAAUCACCUGAGACUGUGUAUUUGAAAAAUAAACUUUUUUGUUUUUCUCUUGUAAUAUAUUUAAAUGGAAAAGCUAAUUAUAGAAGAUUCAGUGCAGAUACUAGUGAAGACACUAGUUUAAAGGAACAUGUGAAAUGGAAAUCUCACAUUUGCAAAUUGCUUUGUCUUUUAUUUCACAUGCAUGUUUUGGAAUAGAUUUAAAAGAGUGCUUAUCCUUUUAGCUUCUAUUUUUGUUAGCAUCUUCCUGGGACUUAGUUCACGAGUGCAAAUCCCAGGGUAAGUGCUGUGAUUAGAGGCUGAAAGGUGGGAAUAUGCUACUGUCAGAGUGAGCCUUCUCCAACUUGAAAAUUCAAGUCUCGGUGUUUACGCAAUACCACCUCACAGAACUUCAGUGUAAAUGGAUUAUAUGUAUAAGUGGUAAUAUGUAUAGUUUUGCCGAUCUAUAGAUACAAAUGCCUUCACUCAUUUUCACAUGUAAUUGCUUGGAGUAUUUGUGUUUUAUCGUUUUAAUUCUACAGACUUUUGUGUGUUAUAUCUCUGCUAACUUGAAAUAUCAGAAGACAUUUUUUAGAAAAUAAUAUAGUUGAAAUCAGCUCAAAUACUCUACAGUAAGACAAUUUCUUUUGGGUGAACUAAUUCCAUAACUUAGUUUAAUGUAAGGAUUAGGUUCAUUGUGGAGCUGCU